UCAUCACUGCGAAGGUCACAAUGGUAGCUCAAUUGCCUUCGCGGAGACGCGAUGUCAUUCACCAACAAUGGGCGGCUUGGCUAUUGAUCCUAAGUCUACUAAUACCAGCUCUUGGGAGAGACGCUCUCUUCUUCCCGUCAUCAACUCCAUUGCGCCGCCGCUUCUUCUUCUUCUUCUUCUUAUUCCUGUUGUUAUUCCACUACAUCCCGCUGGUUCGGGUCAUUGCUUCAUAUCGCCCCUUCUUUGUCGUUCGUCGUUGUCUUGCUGGUCAAGACCCUUCCAUCGCUAUGUCGUUCAUCAAGUGCUGCUCCCCUGAGUUCGAUAUCGACAUCGGUUCAUCCAUCACUCUCAGCAAUCCCAUCACUGAUCCUGUCGACGUUCCUUUCCGUUUCCGUGAUCUGCCCAAGGAGAUUCGCUUCAUGGUCUACGAGUAUGCUUUGUCAUUCGACUCAAUCGACAAGUACUGCCACGACUACAUGGAACUCCUAUGUGCCGCGCCCAACACAACAGAGCCUGUACCUGCACCUGAUGUCAAGAAGGCCUGCCCAUCAAUUCUCUUGGUCAGCAAGGACAUCACCGAGGAAGCUCUGCCCUUCUUGUACCAGACUCCUCUCAACUUGUCGUUCGGCAUCAUGAAGGCCCGAUACCAGGAUCUCAUCAACCCUGAGCUGCUUCGCAAACUUCGCUACAUCAACAUCUCGGAUGCUGGACUUCGCCAUCUCAACAGUCCUCCCCAUCAUUGCUUCAGUGGCCUUUGCUAUGCUUUUGUUCAUCUCGCCACUAUCCUCAGACCUGGCCACUCUCUCAAGUCGCUGACAAUGGAGUACCUAUCGCCGUAUCUAUCUGUUCAUCUGAAGGACUGUCUCAACGACAAGGACAAGUCAUGUGGAAUCAAGAGCUGGAACAAGAACAUGCUCAGAAGUAUCAAGGAGCUACACAACAUCGAAAAGGUAUCUCUGGACAUCGAGCUUUCCGAGGAGGUGAAGCAGGAGGUCAUCAGCUCUGUCAAAGGUCCUGCUCGUGGUUUCUUCAAGCUUCCUCUCCAUGUCCGCCAGAAGAUUUAUGCUUAUUCUGCCGACAUCAACGACGCGUGCUACCAGGGAGCUUGCUUUGAUCCUAACUUCAAGGAACUGUCCACUCCAACCAUCUUCCAGAUCAACAAGCAGAUCAACGAAGAGGCCACGGAAGUCAUCUACAGCAAGCCCUUCAUCAUCAAGGACCUGUACCCCAUGGUCAAAUUCACCUUCUUGAAGCUCGACGACUUCUUCUCUCGCGACACUUUCAAGAAGAUCCAGCACUUUGAGCUGCACCUGACUGACCACAACCACUUGACCAUGCUCUACUCGAUCGCCCCCAUGCUCAGACGCCGCCGCAAGAACAACCCUCUCAAGUCUUUCCAUCUCCACUUCUCAGAGCCUCGCAGCAAGCGCCUUAUCCUUGCUGUCAACGAGUACUACCCUGACAACACUAUCUACCGCUGCAUGCGCAACCUCAGCCACCUCCGCAGCUGUGUCGACAAGGUCACUAUUACCGGAAGUAUGCCUGAGUGCUUUACUGCUCCCAUCAUCCACAACAUGGGCNNUUUGAAGUCGUUGGAGGAAAAGGUCAUGCCUGUCAAGGUUCAGAAUGGAGAUGGUCGUGAGGUUGAUGUGCAUUACGUUCAGGGCACUGCCUUCUACAGAAAGUACCGUGGUGUCUUGUCUGACCCUAUGGAUCGCAUGCUGCUUGAU
Aureobasidium musti is the source of this 1730-nucleotide messenger RNA. The record is from the annotation of a GenBank genome assembly. Lineage: Eukaryota; Fungi; Ascomycota; Dothideomycetes; Dothideales; Saccotheciaceae.